This is a messenger RNA of Rhizophagus irregularis DAOM 181602=DAOM 197198, 405 nucleotides long. RefSeq lists its product as uncharacterized. The record is from RefSeq and is a predicted model, not a curated record. NCBI's taxonomy places the organism in Eukaryota, Fungi, Glomeromycota, Glomeromycetes, Glomerales, Glomeraceae.
AUGCUAGCAAGAAACACUAGAAACACUGAAAGAAACACAAAUGUUAUCAUGCGUUUUACACCAGUAAGAAAUGGAAGAAUUCAACGAGAUCCGAAUCGUUUGCGUCGAAAUAGACAAAAUCGAAAUCAACAAAGUCAACAAAAUCGGCAGAAUCAAAAUCAGAAUCUGCAGAAUCAAAAUCAAAAUCGACAAAUUCUGCAGAUUCAAAAUCGGCAAAAUCAAAAUCAGAAUCGAAUUCAACAACCCCCAUCUCCUACUCCCUCACAUCCCUCACAACAAAUUCAACAAAGUAUAAUACAUGACUUGCCAAACUUAAUCGAGGCGCAGGAUUCUAAUAUAAUCUUUCAAAAAACACCAGAAUACUUUUCAAGUAUUGAGGGAGACAUAUUUAGCGGGUUUAGCUGA